Messenger RNA from Helobdella robusta, 357 nucleotides. RefSeq lists its product as hypothetical. Bases 1 to 357 code for a protein of 118 amino acids. The transcript has 5 exons. Lineage: Eukaryota; Metazoa; Annelida; Clitellata; Rhynchobdellida; Glossiphoniidae. The record is from RefSeq and is a predicted model, not a curated record.
AUGGGGCAUGGCCGAACAAUGGAGGUCACUGCCUCAAAGUUUGAGUGGACAAAGUUCAAAGAUCAAUUGCACUUUUACUUAAUGCUUGGACUCGUUCCUAUUGGCCUGAUCAUUGGUGGAACUAAUCUAAUCUAUGGCCCGGCUGAGUUGAAGGAUAUUCCAGAUGGUUAUGAGCCAAAACAUUGGGAGUAUUAUAAGCAUCCAAUUUCUCAGUUCAUCGCUCGCUAUCUCCUCGAUUCUCCUGAAAAAAGGUACGAGAGGCAUCUUCAUUUUGUCUCGAAAGAACAAGAUAAAUGGAUCAUGAAAUUGCUAAGGAGGGUGAAGAAGAUGCAGAGAGGACGAAAGGAAUGUAGAUGA